AUGGAUAUGUCCGACAUGACAAUGUCGGCGACAACGACAGCCAUGUCCAUGGCCACAUCAACAUCUUCAUCCAUGUCGUCCAUGUCAGAUUCAGAGAUGUCUAUGAGCAUGGCAGACAUGGCAAUGACGUUCUUCGUUUCCUUCAAAACACCUCUUUUCUCCGCCGAAUGGACUCCAGGAACAAAAGGACAGUAUGCCGGCACUUGUAUAUUCAUCAUUGCGCUGGCAGUCAUAAUGCGCGUGCUUCUCGCCUUGAAACCGAUUCUCGAAGGUCGUGUAUGGACUGAUAGCAUACACGACCCUAUGCCUCAACAUCAUUCACAUGUCGAAGCCGGCAAGAUCCCACAGACUCCCUCGGGACUUCGUUCAACCAUGCAAGAAGUUAGUCACCGCUGGUCUUCAUGGCGGAUAAAUCCUGCGGCUGGUCGGGCGACGUUUGAACUUGUUAUGGCGGGUGUGGCAUAUCUACUGAUGUUAGCGGUGAUGACGAUGAACGUCGGAUACUUCAUGUCAGUCCUUGCAGGUGUCUGGCUUGGAACCUUCAUUUUGGGAAGUGUCGCGGCUGAUAGCAGAUGGAUGCACUGCUGA
Penicillium soppii is the source of this 588-nucleotide messenger RNA. RefSeq names its product copper transporter family protein. The transcript is spliced from 2 exons. Gene Ontology annotation, cellular component: plasma membrane. Bases 1 to 588 code for a protein of 195 amino acids. Gene Ontology annotation, molecular function: copper ion transmembrane transporter activity. Gene Ontology annotation, biological process: intracellular copper ion homeostasis; copper ion transmembrane transport. The record is from RefSeq and is a predicted model, not a curated record. Lineage: Eukaryota; Fungi; Ascomycota; Eurotiomycetes; Eurotiales; Aspergillaceae.